CUCGGCCCCUCUCCCGCAGCUCCCAACAUGGCGGCGCCGCGGCCCCGCCCCUCCGCGCUGGGCGGGAAACGCGGCCGGGCGGCUGAGGGCUGCGCCAUGGGGGAGGCGGAGGGCGAGGAGCGGCUCCUCCUCACCCAGAGGCUGAAGGCCGCGGUUCACUACACGGUUGGCUGCCUGUGUCAGGAUGCAGCAGAAGACAAAGACAUCCAAUUCAGCAAACAAACGAUUGCAGCUAUUUCAGAGAUCACCUUCAGGCAGUGUGAGAACUUUGCAAGAGACCUUGAAAUGUUUGCAAGGCAUGCAAAACGAAGCACAGUCACUACAGAAGAUGUGAAGCUUUUGGCUAGAAGGAGCAAUUCUUUGCUGAAGUAUAUCACCCAGAAGAGUGAAGAGAUCACAGCAAGUAACAUGGAGCAAAAGAAGAAAAAGAAGUCCAGUGCAGUUAAGGGAGGGAGAUCUUCUGGGGAAAAAGAAGCAGCUGUGACUGAAAGUGAAGAUUCCGACGUGGCAUGAUUUACCUUUCAAGUAAUGUCUCUGGCCACUUUCUCUUAUUAUCCUAGAGGAAGCAGUAAUGAGUCUUUAGUUUUUUAGGUGAACAUGUUUAGUUGGAUUUUUUUGUUCCAAAAAUGAAAGAUCUGCCAGAAUUCAGUAAAGCUUUCAGCCAAAAUGCCUUAAUUACGCACAAAAAGGUAUCUUACUGUUAUUAAAAUUGUAAAUAAAGAGUUUAAAGCAGAA
This is a messenger RNA of Phalacrocorax carbo (great cormorant), 735 nucleotides long. The record is from RefSeq and is a predicted model, not a curated record. NCBI's taxonomy places the organism in Eukaryota, Metazoa, Chordata, Aves, Suliformes, Phalacrocoracidae.